AACAGAGGAACAAAACCAAAGAAUGAAUCAAGUGAAGAAGAAAAGAUUCAGAGGAAACAGGACAGGACUGAAGAAGGGGUUCUGUCAUCUGUGGUGUGUGCGACAACGACGAACCUCUCUUUCAUUGGAUCCUGAUGUCUAAAGAAACUGACGUGGAAAACCCUAGUAAUAACCCCACUGUUCAAAAGGGUGUGGAUGUGAAUGUGAGUGAUGAUGAGGGAAAUUGGUACACUUCGUUGGUGCAUCAAAUUUCAGUGUAUGGUGUGGCUGCUGGGUACUGUUUGUCUGCGUCUUUGCUUUCCAUAAUCAACAAAUGGGCAGUGAUGAAAUUCCCAUACCCUGGUGCCCUAACCGCCUUACAGUACUUCACAAGCGCGGCCGGGGUCUUCCUUUUCGGCCGGUUUAAGCUCCUGGAGCAUGACCCCCUUGACCUUAUGACCAUGUGGCGGUUCUUGCCCGCGGCCAUCAUAUUCUACCUGUCCCUUUUCACCAACAGCGAGUUGCUCCUCCAUGCCAAUGUUGACACAUUCAUUGUGUUCCGCUCGGUUGUUCCCUUGUUUGUUGCGGUUGGGGAGACGCUGUUCUUGCACCAGCCGUGGCCGUCAGGGAAGACGUGGGCCUCCCUGGGCACCAUCGUGACUGGCAGUGUGCUCUAUGUGGUUACAGAUUAUCAGUUUACUUUCAUGGCGUACACCUGGGCGUUGGCCUACUUGGUUAGCAUGACUAUAGAUUUUGUUUACAUAAAGCAUGUAGUUAUGACGAUUGGUUUGAACACAUGGGGUCUUGUGUUGUACAAUAAUCUUGAGGCUCUUCUGCUUUUUCCGUUGGAGCUUCUGAUUAUGGGUGAGCUGAAGAAGAUCAAGCAUGAGAUCCAAGAUGAGUCUGAUUGGCACUCAUUCCAAGUCAUUUUGCCAGUGGGGUUGUCAUGCCUGUUUGGUCUGUCAAUCUCUUUCUUUGGAUUUUCUUGCCGCAGGGCAAUUUCUGCAACAGGAUUUACUGUCCUUGGUAUAGUGAACAAACUGUUGACUGUUGUGAUCAAUUUGGUAAUAUGGGACAAGCAUUCAACAUGGGUGGGUACGGUGGGUCUUUUGAUUUGUAUGCUGGGUGGGAUUAUGUAUCAGCAAUCAACAAGCAAGCCGAAGGCUGCAAAACAGGUGAGUGCACAGGAAAAUGAGGGGGAACAAGAGAAAUUGCUUGAGAUGCAAGUCAAUUCAGAGACCAACAUCAAUAAUAAUGAAGUUAAUAAACCAAGGGAGGAAAGCUGAAACUAUUUUCUUAUAGGACAAUUCCAUAUUUCCUUUCAAGUGUAUGUUUGUUUCACAGGUAUUUGAUAUAAAUUAUUGUCUCAUUUUUUGUAACUGUCAAUUCAUGAUUCUUUACAACGCUAUCUCCUUGCAUGGCAAGCUCAUUGGCAUUCUGGUAUGUAGGGUUUUAUUUACUUUAGCUGCUGUAAUAUAAAAUCUAUUAUUUAAGUACUUGAUAGAUAAAUGCCAUUCAAUUCGGUUCUUUAACUUUUAA
Molecule: messenger RNA, 1518 nt
Organism: Glycine soja
Lineage: Eukaryota; Viridiplantae; Streptophyta; Magnoliopsida; Fabales; Fabaceae
Product: GDP-mannose transporter GONST3-like
Exons: 2
Coding region: 135-1265 (376 amino acids)
Cellular component (GO): Golgi apparatus
Molecular function (GO): GDP-fucose transmembrane transporter activity; antiporter activity
Source: RefSeq, a predicted model, not a curated record